AUGACCAGUAACUUGGAUCUGGCGGAUCAAAGAGAUUUUGAAAAUUCGCGAAAGGGCUUUAUCGCCACGCUUGAGCAGUCAAAAAUUCUGCGUUCCAAUGGACAGUCAGCGUUUGAUUUAGGCGCGUAUGAAUUUGUCCAGGGUGAUGCACCGGCAACGGUCAAUCCCAGCCUCUGGCGCCAGAGUAAGCUGCUGGCAAAACACGGUUUGUUUGAAGUCACAUCCGGUAUUUAUCAGGUGCGCGGAUUUGAUCUUUCCAACAUCACCUUUAUCCGAGGGGACACCGGCUGGAUCGUUGUGGAUCCACUGGUGUCGGCAGAAACAGCGAUGGCCGCGAAGACCUUGGUUGACCAGGAGCUAGGAAAAUGGCCAGUCAGCGCGUUGAUUAUUACCCACUCCCAUGCAGAUCAUUUCGGCGGCAUACGGGGCAUCGUGAGUGAGACCCAAGUGGCAAAUGGCCUGGAUAUCAUUGCGCCUGCAGGAUUUUUGUAUGAAUCCAUCAACGAAAAUAUUUUAGCUGGCAACGCCAUGUCACGGCGUGUGAGCUAUAUGUUCGGCGGAUUGCUCCCCAAAGAUGCGAAACACCAGGUGGGUGUGGGUCUAGGCCAGGGAGUAUCCAGUGGCUCACUGGGAUUGAUAGCGCCAACUGUUGAAAUCAAAAAUGGCGAACGACGGAUUGUUGAUGGCGUUGAGAUUGAGUUCAUUUUGGCCCUGGAGUCUGAGGCGACUUCAGAAUUCAUGUUCUACCUGCCGAAAUUUAAGGCCUUCUGCCAGGCCGAAGUGAUCAAUCAUACCUUUCAUAAUAUGUACACGCCCAGAGGGGCGAAGGUGCGCGAUGGGCGGCUGUGGAGCAGUUACAUUGAUGAGGCAAUCUAUACUUACGGGGAUAAGACAGAGGUUUCUUUUGGGUCCCAUCACUGGCCAGUGUGGGGCAGGCGGGACGUAUUAGAUCUAUGGACCGGGCAACGGGAUCUGUACCGCUACGUUCAUGACCAAACGCUGCGACUGGCAAAUCAAGGCCAUACGCUGCACGAGAUACCUGACCUUAUAAAAUUGCCAGAUGGUAUCGCCAACAAUUUCGCCAACCGCAGUUACUACGGCACGGUCAGUCACAAUGCAAAGUCUCAGUACCAAUUGUAUUUUGGUUACUUCGAUGGCAAUCCUGCAAACCUUGAUCCGCUUCCGCCGAUAGAACAUGCGGCAAAAUUCGUCGAAUAUGCUGGCGGGCCAGUUGCGCUACAGCAAAAGGCGCAGGCAGAUUUUGACGCCGGUGAGUUUCGGUUUGCCGCAACGGCGUUAAAUCACCUGGUCUUUGCGCAGCCUGAGAACAGGGAUGCACGUGAACUAUUGGCGCAAACAUAUACGCAGCUGGCUUAUAUAUUGCGGAAUCAGGGUCCUGGCGCAAUUUCUACUUGA
Molecule: messenger RNA, 1416 nt
Organism: Nerophis lumbriciformis (worm pipefish)
Lineage: Eukaryota; Metazoa; Chordata; Actinopteri; Syngnathiformes; Syngnathidae
Source: RefSeq, a predicted model, not a curated record